UAUAAAUUGGAUUUUUGAUAUUGAAAGACCCCUGUGGGUUUGGAAUUGGGGAUUAGGGUUCAGAGCGAAGAUGAUCGAGGUUGUGUUGAACGAUCGAUUGGGGAAGAAGGUGCGCGUGAAGUGCAACGACGAUGACACCAUCGGCGACCUGAAGAAACUGGUGGCGGCUCAGACGGGCACGAGGGCCGACAAGAUCCGCAUCCAGAAGUGGUACACCAUCUACAAAGAUCACAUCACUCUCAAGGAUUACGAGAUCCACGACGGCAUGGGUCUCGAACUCUACUACAACUAAAUUCAAGGUGUGUUUUAUGCAGAAUAUACUAUGCGCUGAGAAUGGGAAAAGCGCCGAAUGUAAUUUUGACUUGCGAAAAACCCCUUGCUUUGAAUAAUGUACAUCCCCAUGACAUUGGGUUUAUAUACCGUUGACACCUUACGAUGCUUUCUUAUAACUUAUAUCUGAUGACUUGUUUCUAGCUUCAUUUGGGUGCGCUAUUUCUUCCUGUAGAGUCUAUGUCUAUCUAUUCAAUCUAUCAAGUGUUUGAUUUUACCAAUUGCUUGGUCAUCAAUCAACUACUUUGCCUACUUCAA
Messenger RNA from Cajanus cajan (pigeon pea), 588 nucleotides. RefSeq names its product ubiquitin-like protein 5. Gene Ontology annotation, biological process: protein modification process. Gene Ontology annotation, molecular function: protein binding. Lineage: Eukaryota; Viridiplantae; Streptophyta; Magnoliopsida; Fabales; Fabaceae. The record is from RefSeq and is a predicted model, not a curated record.